Rhodotorula graminis WP1 is the source of this 1582-nucleotide messenger RNA. RefSeq lists its product as uncharacterized. The transcript has 2 exons. NCBI's taxonomy places the organism in Eukaryota, Fungi, Basidiomycota, Microbotryomycetes, Sporidiobolales, Sporidiobolaceae. The record is from RefSeq and is a predicted model, not a curated record. Bases 25 to 1551 code for a protein of 508 amino acids.
CGACGCACACCUCGCGCGCCCGCCAUGGUUCGCCUGCGCCGUCCCUCGCUCCCGACAUCGGUCCUGCCCAAGCUGGGCCGCUCCCUGUCGGGCGAGCUCACCACCGACCGCCUCCUCACCCUCCUUGCCCACCUCCGCCUCCUGUACGCCGCACCACCACAAGACGGCGCCGCUCACCCGGACGAGGAGACGGUCCAGGACUGGCCCUACUCGCGCGAGGUCGAGGAGGACGACGGCGUCGACCCGCUCCAUGCGCACGACGCGUUCGAGCGCACGUGGGCCGUCAACUGGCUCAACCUCGUCGUUAAGCGCGGCGAGGGGUGGAUGGCCGAGGCCGACGAGAUGGGCGACGAGGGCGAGAAGGAGGUCCGCGCGAGGAUAGUCGAGGAGGCGGCCCAGCUCGUGUCGCUCAUGUCGGCCACGUCCGAGGGCGGCUCCAUCCUCCGUCCGCUUCUCCUUCCGACCUGCCUCCCCGACGCCAACCCGCAAACCGAGCCCCUCCUCAUCACGCUCAACGACGGCCUCCCCUCGUCCCUCGACCCGACCUCGGUCGGCCUCCAGUCGUGGGGCUCGAGCAUCAUCCUCGCCCGCAUGAUCGCCCUCGACCCGCUCACGUUCGGCCUCGGCGUGCCCGAGCAUCGCGCGCUCGAGCUCGGCGCAGGGACGGGCCUCCUGUCGCUCGUGUGGAAGGGCAUGAGCGAGCGGCUCGGCGCGCCCAGCGAGGUGUUCGCGACCGACUACCACGAGGCCGUCCUCGACAACCUCAAGCGCAAUGUCGAGGCCAACUCGGCGGCCAUCACGCCCAUCACGUCGCCGGCAGGGUCGCCCUACAUCAACCCGGCCGACUCGUCAACCAACGUGUCGAGCCUCGCGUCGUCGUCGUCGUCGCUCCCCGUCCAGGCGCACAAGCUCGACUGGUCGGCCGUGCACUCGUCGCGCGCGUUCGCCGCCGCAUCGAGCCGAGGGCAGCCCGUCACGAUCAGCAUGCCGCCGCCGUUCGACAAGCCGUUCCACACACUCCUCGCGGCCGACGUCGUGUACGGGCCCGAGCACGCCCAGUGGCUCAAGAGCUGCGUCGAGCAGUUCCUCGUCAAGCCCGACAGCGCCGAGGCGCAGGGCCAGGUGGCGCACGACGCGGCCGAGGCGGUCCCGACGAGCUCGAUCGCGUCGCUGUCGCUCGAGGACACGCAGGACAAGGCGGUGCCGAUCCCGACGCGGCCGGCGCUGCACUCGACCGAGUCGACGGCGGUCGAGGACGGCGCGGCGACGCACACGGCCAAGACGACGUCGACGGGCGGCGAGGCGGCCGGCGAGGCGUCGCGCGGCAAGUACAGCCCGGCGUUCCACCUCAUCGUGCCGCUGCGGCCGACGCACGUCGAGGCGAUCGCGAGCAUCAAGGACGUGUUCCCGCGCAAGGAGGACCUGCCGCCGAGGAGGGAGGGCGAGCCGUGGCGGGUCGCGGUCGAGAGCGUGACCGAGAUUGAGCGGGUCAAGGGGGUCGGGCGGGCCGACGAGGAGAACUACCGGCUGUACAGGAUUGCGUUUGCGUAGCUCUUACUGCAUGUGACACUGUUGCCCUGUC